CGUCCAAUGUCUCACGGCAACAUCUAGGAGGGGAGGGAGGCAGGCGGACAGACCGCUCCUGCAUUCCACACCACACAACCUCUUUUCCUGCCGACCCUUCCCUCCCCUCCGCACCGCGCGGCUGAGCUGGCAAUGUUUAUCCGGCCCGCAGCGACAUUGAGAGUUGUUUCGCGGGCCACUCUCGCAGAAGCACCAUUGUCGGGAGUAUCCCGCACCUGGCAGAAGCACCACCAUGCCGUGACCAUCACAAGCCCGCUCUACUGCCUCCGGCGAGUCGACUGGAAACAGCACGGGCUGACCCGCCAGAUCCGGCAAAAUCAUACUUUCGGGCAGCCAUUUAGAGAAAUUUCAGUGGCCGUCCCGUUUUCUGCUCAAAAUACUGCGUCCGGCGCUUCCAGAAGGCAAAUUGCAAGCGUAGCGUGCGCUGCGCGUGCGAGCAUGGAUACCGGCGGCGAUCGCGGCGAGGGAUGGCUGGUGGGAGCCAUCGACCAGGGCACGACGAGCACGCGCUUCUUCCUCUACGACGAGCACCUGCGCGUCGUCGCGUCGCAUCAGAUGGAAUUCGAGCAGAUCCAACCGCAGGCCGGCUGGGUGGAGCAUGAUCCUAUGGUGAUCCUCUCAACAGUCCGCGAAUGCAUGGAGGGAGCGAUAGCAGCAGCGCGGAGCAAGGGGCUAGAGGUUGGGCCUGACACGGUCAGGGCAGUGGGGCUGACCAAUCAGAGGGAGACAACUGUCGUGUGGCGCAGGAGCACGGGGGAACCACUCCACAACGCCAUAGUGUGGAUGGACGUGCGCACGAGCGCCCUGUGCCAGCGAUUGGAGCAGCAGCUGCCGGGCGGCAGGGACGAGUGGAGGGGAGUGACGGGGCUCCCCCUCAGCACCUACUUCAGCGCCCUCAAGCUGACGUGGCUGCUGGAGGAGGUGCCAGCUGUCAGGCAGGCAGUGGAGGAGGGCGACGCGCUGUUCGGCACCAUUGACACGUGGCUCAUCUGGAACCUGACAGGUGGUGCCACCCACGUGACGGACAGCAGCAACGCCUCGCGCACGCUGCUCAUGGACCUGAGGGCUCUGCAGUGGAGCGAUCCCAUCUUGAAGGCUCUGAACAUUCCCAGAAGCAUCCUCCCGAGCAUCAUUUCCAGUGCUGAGCACAUCGCCCCAAUAACCUCCUCAUGGCCGCUAGCCGGGGUGCCUCUAUCGGGGUGCCUAGGGGACCAGCACGCAGCCAUGCUGGGGCAGCGGUGCAGCCGGGGGCAGGCUAAAGCCACCUUUGGAACGGGGUGCUUCAUGCUGCUCAACACAGGACCCCAGGUGUGUGCAUCCCAGCAUGGGCUUUUGAGCACAGUUGCCUUCCAGCUAGGGAGUAGGAGGGAGGGAGGCAGAAGGGAGGGGGGUCGAGGGGAAGAGGGAAUCGCAUGGGAGGAAGCCAGCAGUACUGUAAGCAGUGCCAGCAGUGGCAGCAGCAGUGGGGGCAGUGGCACGUGCUACUACGCGCUGGAGGGCAGCAUCGCCAUAGCAGGGGCGGCGGUGCAGUGGCUGCGGGACAACCUCGGGAUCAUCUCCAGUGCCCAGGAGGUGGAGCCUCUUGCUGCCUCUGUGCCCGACACAGGAGGCGUCUACUUCGUCCCCGCUUUCAGUGGUCUGUUCGCCCCACGGUGGAGGGAGGACGCCCGAGGGGUGAUAGUGGGCUUGUCGAGGUUCACAACGAGAGCGCACAUCGCAAGGGCUGUGCUGGAGGCGAUUGCCUGGCAGACCCGGGAGGUUCUAGAUGCAAUGCGAUCAGACGCGAUGCAGUCAGGUGCAGCUGGAGUUGGCAGCAGUGGCAGCUCUGCGAGCAGUGGUGACAGCGACAGCAGGGAGGGCGAAAGCGAGCAGUUUGUUUUGAGGGUGGAUGGAGGGGCGUCAGUCAACUCCUUGCUCGUGCAGAUGCAGGCUGAUUUCCUUGGCUGCCCCGUGCAGCGGCCAGCCGACAUAGAGACAACAGCACUGGGAGCAGCACUUGCGGCAGGGAUAGGAGUGGGGCUGUGGAGGGAAGAGGAGGUGCUCGGGGGUAAGGUGGGGGGAUACGGACAAAGCGCGGAAGAUGGGGGGAGAGGUGAAGAGGGGAUCGGAGCAUUGUUUCUGCCGUUGAUUACGCCAGAAGUGAGGGAACAGCGGUUUGCUUCCUGGUGCAAGGCGGUGGAGCGAUCGCUGGACCUCAAUGAUCUCGCAUGAAAUGUAACGUAAGCGCCCGGAUAUAUGACUCAAGGGUGUUACAUCACAUACCACCAGCAAUUCUGGGGGGUACGAGUCUUGUAAUGAAACAUUGAAAUACAUUUCUCAGGCCGUACACGUGGAAUUCAAUUUUCAACGUGCAGUUCUGUACCCAUCCAUGGCCCAAAAUAGGUUUUCGGCCCUCCCUUCAAUUGAAAUCAGGGUCACCCCUGUUGACG
This is a messenger RNA of Closterium sp. NIES-67, 2429 nucleotides long. The record is from the annotation of a GenBank genome assembly. NCBI's taxonomy places the organism in Eukaryota, Viridiplantae, Streptophyta, Zygnematophyceae, Desmidiales, Closteriaceae.